AUGCUCGCUAUCCUGAGCCGACUUUUUGUGCUCAGCGCUCUCUUUAACGUUCCUGCGUACUCAAAGAGCCCGUCGUUGAACAUUCUCUUGACCAACGAUGAUAGCUGGGCGUCGGCGAACAUCAGAGCGACGUACUCUGCUCUCAAGGCAGACGGGCACAACGUUCUCUUGGUAGCACCCGCGGUGCAACAGUCCGGACGAGGAGGCACCUUUGUUCUUCCGACCACCAACAUAACAGCGCCCGGAGGCGAAUUUGGUUCAAUACCUGUCGGUGCGCCGUACUUUGGUCACGACGAGAAUGACCAGAACCUGUGGUAUUUCAAUGGAACGCCUGCGGCCUCAGCAGUUUUCGGCAUUGAUAUCAUCGCUCCUAUGCGUUUUGGCGACAAGCCCAUUGACCUCGUCGUCUCUGGUCCAAACGAGGGCAGCAACAACGGCCCAUUCUUGUACACGCUUAGCGGGACCAUCGGCGCGUCCUAUGCGUCUGUUGAGCGAGGCAUACCAGCAAUAGCUAUAUCAGCAGGCAACGGCACUCAUCGCUCCUUCACGACUAACACUGGUGCGAAGGAUGAUCCUGCGAACAUCGCUGCUCAAUUAAUAGUCAACUUUGUCGCUGCUCUUACUCGCGGUAUCGAUCCCACACAAACGCGCCUCCUCCCUCUCGGAGUUGGCAUUGGAAUCAACAUGCCCGUAUUUGGACCAGGAAAUCCUUGUGUAGCGCCCCCGUUUGUUUCAACACGUAUGACCGGCGGUGCUGUCAUUGACCGACUUUCGAUUGAUCCAACAACCGGAUUUCCUGUAUCCAACGACUUGGUAGCUGACGGCCUCAACGUCAUCUUGAAUGGGAAUCCCCAACUUCCUGGUGAAACACUAACCAGCGCAGAAUGUAAGACCGCGGUAAGCGUGUACUCGGUGGACUACGAUGCCCCUUCCGAGGUGGCGGCUCCCAUCCAGAAACACCUUGCACCAAUCUUCGGGAAAACGAAAUUGGGUUAA
This is a messenger RNA of Desarmillaria tabescens, 996 nucleotides long. Its product is annotated as sure-like protein. The coding region runs from base 1 to 996 and encodes 331 amino acids. Lineage: Eukaryota; Fungi; Basidiomycota; Agaricomycetes; Agaricales; Physalacriaceae. Gene Ontology annotation, molecular function: nucleotidase activity. The transcript has 10 exons. The record is from RefSeq and is a predicted model, not a curated record.